Molecule: messenger RNA, 1617 nt
Organism: Volvox carteri f. nagariensis
Lineage: Eukaryota; Viridiplantae; Chlorophyta; Chlorophyceae; Chlamydomonadales; Volvocaceae
Exons: 8
Coding region: 1-1617 (538 amino acids)
Source: RefSeq, a predicted model, not a curated record
AUGGCUUUGGACCUUAUUCGUUUUCAGUCUCGAGCUGGUCUCGUAGCGCGAGCCAUGAAGAAACGAUCAACUUGUUUUAGGCUUCCAGAGCCUGAAAUCCUAUUAGAUGAGCUCGUACAAGCACCCGGGCGAGCCACAUCAAAGCCCAUAGCGCCUGAAGUGCCGUGCCUCUCCUUCGUCGACCACACUACCAGCAACAUCGGUGCCUUCGGAGGAGAGCUCCUGUUCAGGCAAUCUAUCAACGCGGCCCUGCUCAAACAGGCUCUCCAAGGGACCCUGGAGGUGCUCCCAUGGUUCGCAGGCAGGCUCAUAACACGCCGGGACCGCCCCGCCUUUGACGUUGCCUGCAACAAUGCCGGAGCCCGGCUGUCGGUGGGCAGAUCCGAAACCACACUGGAGCAACUGGCUGCCGUACUUGUGCCCCGUCCUGACGUGGUUUCGGAUGCUAACGCAGUCAACCCGCUAUCCAAACAUGCCCUGCCACAUGACCCGUGGGUCAUUGCGAAGCAAAAGGCCCUACAAACCUUCAUGGCGCACCUCUCAGGCGCAUACAACUCCCUGCUCGGUGGCGGCCAGAGUGGCGGCGGUGGUCCUUACCGCGCGGCAACCACCAACAGUGAUCGUCCUGGCCCUGAAGAAGGCGGCACGGUGGCGGCUCUGCCAUCGGUGGCGGAGCGCCUUAGCGCCGCGUACGCGCCCGCCUUGGUUGAGUCAUUUGCAGACCCGUCCCCACCGCCGCCGGGUACCCCACCCCGCGAGUCGUUCGUGGUGUUUCCCCGGCUGUUGUGGCGUUCCCUGUUCUGGGCCCUGCCGUACAAGUUGCGGAUCAAGGGCGGCGGCGUCGAGCAGCUCAAGGAGGCGACGGGCGGGAGGACAGAGGCGGCGCCGGCGGCGGCGCCGGCAGCGGCAGGGGCGGACGCGUCGGAGGCGACGGAGGUGGCUUUGGAUGCCGGGGAGGAGAAGGUGGCGGCGACGGUAGCGGAGAGGCGGGAUGAGGAAGCGGCGCCACGGUGGCGGCCACUGACGGCGGUGUUCCGCAGCUGCUGCCCCGGCGGGAAUGGCGGCGGCGCCAGCGGCAGUGGCCAGGGCUCCCGCCCCGUAGAGAAUCCUACGGUCAAAGCGGCAGCACCACCGCCGCAGCCGCAGCCGCCAGUGGUGGAGUGGGUCUCCACGCGGGACUGCCUGGCAGCCCGUUUGGCUCAGCUGCUACACGCGAUUCCCCUGCGGCGCCGCCGCCCCAUGUUUUUCCUGGUAGCGGUCAACAUGCGACCCCGGGUUCAACCCCCGCUGCCCGCGGGCCUGUUGGGCAAUGCCGCGUGGACGGCACGUGUGGACGGUGUGCGUGCUUCACAGAUGGUCCUUGGGGAGCUUGCGGCCCGGGUGCGACAUGCUAUACACAGGGACCUGCCGUUACAGUACGGCAGGGACUGGCACCGCGUCAAGGUCCUGGCGGCACGUGAUGCACGGCGGCUUGUGAGCGACCUGUUGGUGGACCCCCGGCCCUCCAAGUGCUUGUUGGCGCCGCAGGGCCCCUUCCUGCUCAGUGAUUGGCCUCUGCAAUACGGCAUGUGGCAGCUUGACAAGAUGUUCGGCAAGAACCUGGGCACCGCCUUCUAA